GGGGAGUGUCAGCGCUGAGGCCCCAUUUAAAGCUUUUCUCCUUCAGUCCCUCCCUUCCUCACUCACUCCGGUCACGCUGUCAUCAGUCGCCGGCUCCCGAGCCCUGACAGAAGCGCCUGUUAAAAUGAAGAUCUGGGCUUCAGAGCACAUUUUCAACCACCCAUGGGAGACGGUGACCAAGGCAGCGAUGCAGAAGUACCCCAACCCUAUGAACCCCAGUGUGUUUGGUGUGGAUGUUCUGGACAGAAGUGUGGACACAGAGGGACGGUUACACAGCACCAGACUGCUCAGCACAGAGUGGGGUCUGCCCGCCAUGGCCAAGUCUAUCAUUGGGGUAACAAGAACAUGCACGUAUGUUCAGGAACAUUCGGUAGUCGACCCUAAAGAGAAGACCUUUGAGCUGAAAUCCACAAAUAUCUCCUUCACUAACCUGGUAUCUGUGGACGAGAAGUUGACGUAUAAGCCGCAUCCGCAGGACCCUGAAAAGACGGUGCUGACACAGGAAGCUCUGAUCAGUGUGAAAGGCGUCAGUCUGAGCAGUUACCUCGAGGGUCUCAUGGCCAAGACCAUCUCUGUCAACGCCGGCAAGGGUCGGGAAGCAAUGGAGUGGGUCAUCAGACGACUAAACACAGAAAUCGAGGAGUUGGCGGCGACCGCUCGUGGUACGAUGCGAGUUCCCAUGGCAGCAGCUGUUGCAGACAAAUGAUCCCGGCCUACCCCCGCUGCUCCUUCUGCCAUCAUGAAAUCGAUGGACUUCUCUAACCUUUUUCCCCUCAAAGGGGAACCUCUCAUCUGCCAGCACAGCCUAAUAACCACAGCCCCAUCCUUUUUUGUAUGUCACAAGAACUCGCUGAUCGUCCCUCCUCAGCAGUCUGCGCCGAUGAGUUUGACGCUUGUCUCUGUGGGCAGUGACGGAGAGUGUUGAGCUGAUGAAAGUUAAAAAAAAAACAAAAAAAAAAAACAAACGGUUGAAUUGUACUGCACUUGAAGCUCAUAGGACUUAAGUCUUGUGAUGUUAAAGCUCUUUUUUUUAAAAAUUCACACUGUGCCUCCACAUCAUCUCAUCAAUUUCCUCUUUUCUAACCUUUCUCCCUUUCAUCUUCAAAUUUUCAUCCCUCUCUAAUCCUCUCUUUUACUGUUUCCAAAUCCUCGUAAACAAGUUUAGCACUGACAACAGCUGAAAUGAAGUCACUUCUCACCUUUGCCGGCUGUAGUAAAGUAUAAAAGUAACUUGGAGUACGUUACAACAAGUCUUUGUGAUGUAGAAGCAGGAUUUUUUUCUCUCCACAGUCCUGUGAGGUCAGAAACUGAGCAGUUUGUAUCAUGGAAAUAUUUUUUUUAAAUCCCAGAAUUUCUGUCACGGUGCAAGGAUCCAAACAGAGAGUUGAGACAGACCAAUCCGAGUGCAGGUUAAGUGGCCAGACAGGAAAGCCGGUUUGUGGGUUUAGUGGCAUGGUGCUGGAACACGAAUGGUUCCCAUCCAGGUCUGGUACAACCAACACAGCUUUGUCUUGUCGCCAUCAGGUGGAAGUCUGCCAGUUUUCUGAGCGAGUGUCUGUAAUCCAGAGUAUUUUAGGUCCACAGCUCAGCAGCAGGGGGCGGUGCAAAUAAGGUUCUGCACGGCCGUGAGGGCCAGCUCAGGCUUGUUAUUUGUUCAAAGUCUCAAAGCAUUUAAACAAAGUGGAAGAUGCAGUUUUAGUUUAACUCACCUUUGAUGCAGAUGCUGGUCUGUCUGCUAAAGCUGUCAGUGUGGUGCACUGGUCCUCAGAUGUAGUUUUAUGGUCAUUCUGGUCUCAUGUUGGUCAGAAUGACUUGAUUUCUUAAAGUCUCUCUGGUCUUUCCUGUUUAACUGGUAUUGUGCUGUUUAGUUAAGUGUUACAGCAUAAGAACAUGCAUACUUGAAUGUUUAACUUUUUUCAGCAUUUGUACUUAAAAUACACAAGUCGGGCAACACCUUAGUAUUCACCCCAGUGUUGAGUGUGUUGUGGACGCUCACCAGUGUUGUAGGAGGAGCACUUACAGGGUUACGUUCAGGAUCAUUGAGUGUGCCAACAUGACAUGUAAAGAUUAAAGUAACUAUCAAUUAAUUACCCAAAACACUUAAAAAACUUUAUUUAUGAUAUUGUUUAUGAACUAAGCUACUCUCUAUGCUCUGACCAUUCUUUUCAUACUGUCGAUACAUGGUGAUAUUUAUGGUAUAUUUGUAUUGGUGAACACUGACAAAGGCUUGUUAAAUCGAUUUUAAAAGCUGUUAGCUUGUGGUGUUUUGCAAGUGGCAGUACAGUUUUUAUAUUACAUUUCCUAGCCAGGCUUACUCCAUGGAGGUCCCGCAUGCAACAUUGCUGAUGUUGAUUCAGUUUUACAAAUACCACACUGAGAUGUAGGUGACAUAAUAACCCUGUAACUCUCCAAUUUUAUUAUUUUAUUCUCUCUAGACAUUGUAAUAAGGACAGUUCUACAAAUGAUACAUUGCUUUUUUAAGAGGUUUGUGCUACAGCUACAGUUUUUCUCUAAUCUCAGCAGCAUCACAAGUCUUCCAAGAUGCUCCACAAUCGGCAUCUUGCUCUACUGUCAUGGUCUCAGUUCAGUCUUUUUCACACCUGCUUCCAGUUCAACUGAGCUUCCUUUUAACAGCUUCUUUAUAAUUUAACUUUCCAUCCCAUCAUGCAUCAUCCAGCUCGGGAUCAUUCUGUGUAGAGCCUGGUCUGCUGCACAACUGACCCAUCAGCCAGUCAGUUGUAUCCACACAGCAUCUCGUUUCGUGAAUGAAGUGUGAUGUUUUUUCUAUGGGGAACAUUUUAAGAACAAGUGGCUGUAAAUAGGUUUAUAUUUAUAGUUUGGUUGUGUUACAUUCCAAGAAUGUGAACAUGUAACAGGAUCUGAAUGGUGCACACUGAAAUGUUUCAAAAUAAAGAGAUGUCAUUGUUUCAUGAA
This is a messenger RNA of Lates calcarifer (barramundi perch), 2934 nucleotides long. RefSeq names its product PRELI domain containing protein 3B. Lineage: Eukaryota; Metazoa; Chordata; Actinopteri; Centropomidae. The transcript is spliced from 6 exons. Gene Ontology annotation, molecular function: phosphatidic acid transfer activity. The record is from RefSeq and is a predicted model, not a curated record. Gene Ontology annotation, cellular component: mitochondrial intermembrane space. The coding region runs from base 125 to 706 and encodes 193 amino acids. Gene Ontology annotation, biological process: phospholipid transport.